Messenger RNA from Aspergillus heteromorphus CBS 117.55, 2916 nucleotides. Its product is annotated as nuclear import receptor MTR10. Gene Ontology annotation, biological process: protein import into nucleus. The coding region runs from base 1 to 2916 and encodes 971 amino acids. NCBI's taxonomy places the organism in Eukaryota, Fungi, Ascomycota, Eurotiomycetes, Eurotiales, Aspergillaceae. The record is from RefSeq and is a predicted model, not a curated record. Gene Ontology annotation, cellular component: cytoplasm; nuclear membrane. The transcript is spliced from 8 exons. Gene Ontology annotation, molecular function: small GTPase binding.
AUGGCCACUAAGGAGGGGGCCGCCGGACAGGCCUUUGGCCCGGUUCUCGCGGCAGUCGCUACCAUGCAAGGAAAUGUCUCGCGAUCGGACAAGACGCACGCCCAUGAGUUCCUCGAGAAGUUCCAGAAAUCCGUCGAGGCGUGGACCAUCACCCAUGAAAUGCUGCGGUCGCCGGAUGUUCCUGUCGAAGCCAAGUUGUUCGCAGCGACCACGCUGAAAGGAAAGAUCAUCUUCGACCUCGACCAGCUGCCCGCACCGUCAAUACUGGCUCUCAGGGACUCGGUCCUGGGCCUGCUGGUGGCCUUCGCGUCCGGCCCCCGCCCGAUCCAGACCCAGCUUUGCGUCUGCCUUGCGAGUCUCGCCAUCCAGAUGCUCGACUGGAAGGACGUCCUGCCUACAGUCGGCGCGGCACUAGGUGGCAGCGCCGGGGAUUGCGUGUUGGAGUUUCUCAAGAUUCUUCCCGAGGAAGUGACGGAAGGUCGCAAAAUCAAUCUCAGUGAAGACGACCUCGUGGUCAGAACGAAAGAGCUCCUGGAAGACAAUGCCGAACAGGUCAUGCAUCUGUUGAUCCAGUAUGCCCAGUCAUCCCCCACGGCUUCCACCAACCCCCGCCUGCUGGAGUGCAUCACGUCGUGGAUGCGCGAGAUCCCCGCGGCGAAGAUUGUUGAUUCUCCCUUGAUGGAUGUGAUCCUCAAGGCGCUAGACGAUGAGAGGUCCUUCGAGUAUGGAGUCGACAGCAUGUGCACCUUGUACAGAGAUACCCGCGAAGUUGAUGAUUCGCUGCCCAUCAUCCAGGCCUUGUACCCGCGCAUAAUGUCGCUACGCCCGAAGAUUGCCGAGUAUGCUGAGUCUGAAGACACGGACUCGUACCGGGGCGUCACCAGGCUCUUUGCGGAGGCCGGCGAGGCUUGGGUGGUGUUGAUAGCGCGCCUGCCGUCCGAGUUCCGGGGUCUUGUGGAGGCAGUCCUGGAGUGUUGCGCCCGGGACUGGGAGCGCGACGCUAUCUCACUCACAUUCGUCUUCUGGUACGAGCUGAAACAGUACGUUACGUUGGAGAGGUACAACGAUGCUCGGGUGGGGUACAGCGACAUCUUCUCCAGUCUGGUUGAUAUCAUGGUCAGACACCUGCAGUACCCGAAGCCGGAGGACGGUGAAACAGACCUGUUCGGUGGGGAUCGCGAACAAGAGGAGAAAUUCCGCCACUUCCGACACGCAAUGGGAGAUGUCUUGAAGGAUUGCUGCGCUGUUAUCGGGGUCAACGAGUGUCUGACCAAGUCGUACCAGCUAAUCCAACAAUGGGUUUCCCAGUAUGCGUCGCAGUCCAGCGAUGAGCACGUUCCGAACUGGCAAGAACUUGAGGCACCGCUGUUCAGCUUGAGGGCAAUGGGCCGCAUGGUCGACCCGGAGGAGAAUGUCGUCCUCAACCAGGUCAUUCCUCUCAUCGUGCAGAUCCCGAACCAGGAGAAGGUGCGCUUCCAGGCUAUCAUGGCACUCGCGCGUUAUACGGAGUGGACGGCGCAGCACCCCGAGACGUUGGAGGCACAGCUGAACUAUGUCAUCUCAGGCUUCCAGCAUAGCUCGCCAGAAGUGAUUCAGGCCUCCGCGUUGGCUUUCAAGUUCCUGGGCACUGACUGCCAGAAAUUGCUCGGUGGCCACAUUGCACAGCUCCACUCCUUCUAUGAAUCUGUCCUGGACAAGCUGAAGCCGGCUAGCCAGGAGGAGAUCACGGAGGGUGUCGCCGCUGUAGUUGCCGUGCAGCCUCUCGAGAAGAUUUACGAGACGAUGAAGUUGUUCUGCGACCCCAUCAUGGCGCGAAUCAUGAACCUGGCCAACAACGCCAAGGAUGAGGAGGGUCAGCGGGCUGUCGCCGAUCACCUUCAGUUGAUUACGAUCUUCGUCCUGGUCGUCAACCCCUACGUUUCCCCGAGAGAGGAAAACCCCGCUGUGAAAUACUGCGGCGAGAUCCUGCCCAUCAUGACAACAAUUGUCAUGAACUUUACCACGUCCUCGCCGAUUCUCGAACGGGUCUGCCGCUGCUGGCGAAACAUGAUCAUCUCCUACCGCACGGCCAUGACUCCUCUUCUACCCACGCUAGCGCAAAGCCUUGCAGGCGGAUUCGAGGCGUCACGCGAAGGAUGCUUCCUGUGGGCCACCGACGCUGUCGUGCGCGAAUUCUCGGACGGUGUCGACUUUGUCGAUCCCGCUACCAGCCAUGCUGUCUUCCAGUUUUACGAGCAACAGGCGGUCUCCUUCCUGCGCUUCCUGAACGAUCUGCCGCCGGAGAAUCUGCCCGAUGUGAUCGAGGACUUCUACCGUCUAUCUUCCGAUGCUGUUCGGUACUACCCCAAGGAGUGCAUCACAUCCGCUCUGGCGGUGCCGAUCUUUUCCGCAGCACUCAGCGCCCUCACCCUCCAACAGAUUGACCCUCUUAUUGCCACGCUGCACUACUACCAUGAUCUUUUCAGUUUCGCUUUCGACAAGCCGACUGUGUCCGAGUUCACCACGGCCGAUGGAAACUCCUACACGAACCCCCCGGAGAUCCGCGAGGCGGUCAAGCAGCUCAUCGCUUCGCAGGGCCAGCUUCUCACCCAGCACAUCCUGACGGGCAUGAUGUUCUCGUUCCCGGGAGAAUGUUUCCCCGACGCGUCGAGCGUGCUGAUGUCUCUCUUCGAGCUCAUGCCGGAUGAUGCGGGAGCCUGGCUGCAGGCGACGCUCCAGAUGCUCCCCGCGGGCACGAUGAAGCAUGGCGAGGCGGAACGGCUGCUAAAGGGCAUUUUCGAGAAAAUCCACAUGGGCGAGACGCGGAAGAUCCGGGUCCUUCUUCAAGACUUCACCAACUCAUACCGGCGACGAAACGUGGCACCCAGAGAAGGCCUGGGGCGAUUGGAGGCGACCCGGUUCCGGUUUAGCGGAUAG